AUGGACACUCCGUCGUCAGACCCACAAAAACUGUCAACACAACCGCAGACUACCGUAAAACUCGAGUCGCCUGAACCAAACAAUGUGAAAAUCGAAUCGCCUUCCCCGCAACCCGAGCAGCAGCAGCAGCAGCAGCAGGAGGACCAAAAAAUGGACGUCGAUAAACCGGCCGUGAACGAAGAAGCCGUCCGUGGACGACGAAUGAUGGGAGCACUGCUGGGCACGUUGGGUCGAAUUCAACGGGAAACCCAGGAAGAGCGGCAAAAUUCAAGAAUGCAGCGUCGGAUGCAGUUGGAGCAGCGACUUGCUAAGCGUUUACAAGAAGAACGCCAGCAGCUCGAGGAGCAAGAACGAACCGAGCUUGAGCGAAAGAAACGAGAAGCAGCCGAAGAAUUAGAGCUUGACCGAAGGGAGCUUCUUCGUCUCGUAGACGAACGUAAGGAGCAAUUUCGUUUAACGCAUACAAAGCCUCAGUUGUUUUACUGCGAAUAUCGAAGCUAA
Molecule: messenger RNA, 501 nt
Organism: Schizosaccharomyces japonicus yFS275
Lineage: Eukaryota; Fungi; Ascomycota; Schizosaccharomycetes; Schizosaccharomycetales; Schizosaccharomycetaceae
Exons: 1
Coding region: 1-501 (166 amino acids)
Cellular component (GO): nucleus
Source: RefSeq, a predicted model, not a curated record